Molecule: messenger RNA, 15331 nt
Organism: Lymnaea stagnalis (great pond snail)
Lineage: Eukaryota; Metazoa; Mollusca; Gastropoda; Lymnaeidae
Source: the annotation of a GenBank genome assembly
UAAAUGAAAUAAAAAGUUGUGUACCAGAACUAGGAAGUAGGAAGAUCCGGUUACAAAGCCUCGUAAAUCCACUUAUUCCAUUUAUAGCGAUUGUAGUCGCAAAUAAAACACUUACGUCUAAGGCCUAGGCCUUAUCUUGAGAUAGAAUAAAACAAGAACUUAGUUUUAAAAAACGAUUACCUCAUUCAGUCCCAGUAAUCAGUAAUCAGUAAUGAUUGAUCAAUGAGUCAGUGCUCAUGAUACAGGAGUCAGUGCUCAUGAUACAGGUUCAAUGAUACAAUUACAAGUAAUUAUUAAUAUAAAAAUAUUACUUUGAUAUGGCAUAAUUAAUAAACUAAAAAGUUGUAAAAAGGCUACCACUUUAGACUUUAGUCCAUUUAUUAAUUAUUAUUAUUAAUAAAAUAAAUGCUAGUAACUAGUAAUUGUAUUUAUUAACUGACUAGUCUAAUACUAAUUGUUAAUUAUUAACAAUUAGUCUAGUAUUAGACUAGUCUGACUAUUAAUUAAUUUAUACUAUGGUAACUACCAAAAAAACAACAACAACCAUAGUAUAGAAUGACAUGCUUACAUAUGAUGAAUAUAAUAGAUAGACCUUCGAAUAUAAUAUUAAGAAUUAACAUACUAUUUUGUUUAUUUUAUUUAUAUUCAUGAUUCAUGUAAUUUCUCAUAGUCAAAACUAAAAUUAUGCAAAAAAUUUUUUUGACAAACAGAUUGAAAGUUAAAAGAAUUUUUAUUUUAAACUAAUGGAAGCUCUCUUUAGUAGUACAAGAGCAGCAAGAAAAUCCUGUUCUCCUGAUGGCUAAAUAAUAAAAAAGCAUCACAGAAAUGACAAUGGGUUUGUAUCAUUUUCCUGUUUAUUCUCUGCAAAUUUAUAUAGUUAUAUAGCCUAUAUACUAUAUAUGUAUAUUUGAUGAAAAAUGGUACAUUGUAGAACUAAUUUGUUCUUUAUUAAAUAUCUCUAGAUUUUUUUAUGCACCAGUAAUUAAUUUUCAAUAAAAAUCAUUCUAUUUAAAUACAAUACCAGUAAGUAUAAAAAUUUGGUUCAAUUUACGCUUUACAUCUUACCCCGAGUUUCUGUGUAUGAAUGAACUCACCUUGUUUAAUUGUUAUAGCUAACUUUUAUUUUUUUUAUUAAUAUGCAGAUGGAAUAUUUUUGAUUGAUCACUGUUUUAAAAAGUAUAUUUCAUAGUGUGGUUACUAAUUCAAAACUAGGCUAUUUUAUUGUGAUGUUUAAAUAAUGCAUGUUGACUUUUCUUACAUAUUUUGGAAUUAAUUUUUGGUUGAACCUGUAAUAAAGAGUUUUAAAGAGUAAUUGACGAAACUGUAAGUUGGGUUUCAUUAAUUAAAAAUUAUUUUUAUUGUUUUUCUUCAUUUUUACAUUUUCCUCACCACUGUAGCACACAUGGUUUAAUUGAGGGAAGGUGUCGACCGCAGAUCAUUUGACACUGCUUGCCUCAUAUCUAAAGGAACAUAUAAUAAAGUUGCUAAAUACGCCACAAACAAAAAGUAUAGCUUAUUUUUUUGUUUGAAAUUUAAACUAUUCUCUAAAUGUUUUAUUCUACUGUAACACACAGUCUCUAUUUUCCCUCCCUAUUAUUACCGGUGUGUUGGUUACUAAAUUUUUUACAUCUGUUAUGAUGGCAACAAAGUUGAAAGCCAUGUUAAAAAAAGUAGUAACUAAUGUGGGGCAAAGUGCUGAGCCAUAUAGUGCAAAUUUACCAAAAAUUGAUCUUAAAAUCUGGAAUCUCAAUUUUUUUAACGUGGAGCUGAUUUAUUUUGAUGGGAAAUAAUAAUUGAUACAUUUCUUUAAUAUGAGCUGGACACUAUCUGUUACUGUGGAAAAUUUUAUUUCAAUAUCUUCAUUAAUGGAAUAGUUAUGCAAUUUCUUUAUAUUUAUUUUUUAGUAUAGAUUUUACCAAAUGUCAAGACUAACCACACCAUCUGAUUAGAUUAAUUUAAGAACAAUUUAAAAAUUAAUUAAAAGUUUAUCACUCCUAUCUUUUUCAAUGUUGUUUUGUUAGAGUCUUCUCAUAAUUUGAUCACUGCACCAUUUUCUGGAACCAGCUCCCCUUCCAUAUACGUCAUAGUGAAACCUCGUCCAUUUUCAAAAAGUCCCUUAAAACUCAUCUGUUUAGGUCCGCCUAUGACCUGUGAUGCACUCUCCUUGCCCUACCUAAUUUUCUGUUUCGGUUUAAUCCUGAAGUGUCAAAGUGUCCUCUUUUUAUAGCCAUUUUCAUUGUUUCUAUAGAAUAUUAGUUACUAUCCUAGUGUCUCAUUUGUAUUUAAUUAGUUUACAUGUUUUAAUAAUUGUAAAGCGCUUAGAGCUUUAUGAUAAGCGCUAUAUAAAAAUGCCUAAAUAAAUAAAUAAAAUAAAUAAAAAACAAGAAAGUUACAAACUUAAUUUUAAAGAAAGAUUAUAGGCCUAAUAAUAAUUCUGCAUCACAUGGCUUAAAUAAGGUCGUUAAAAAAAAAUCAAGCUUGUCUUCUCUAAGUGGUAGAAAGAUAAUCUUUGGUGUCUUUGGAAAGCUAAAUGCCAACCCUUUCAACAGUAUGUUUUUGUGCAUGUUAGAUGCGUUUGAAAAUUUUCAGCUUCUUCAGUUGGUUGCAGCGUCCUAUAAACUUACAUGCCGUUUUUGUCUUAAUUAUUGGCUUACAUUUAAGAUGUAGGCACACUUUUCCUUGGAACCGGAAAGUCAUGCCACACCUCUGAAAAUAUUAAGAUAGCUUCUUAAUGCCCAUAAGAUGAUAUAAUUAUUAUUUUAGAAGUUUUGAUUUCUUGUGAGUUUUAUCAGAAUAAGUAUUUCUUUGCAGAUCUGACUUCAAAAAGCGAGCUUUUCCAGCUUAUAGAAGAGUUAAAACAGGACAAUGUCAUCAAACCUCAUCGUUAUUUCCUGAAAGUAUUAAAAAGCUCUUUUACUGGUGAAGAGUUUUUGGACUGGGCUAAGCAAAAGAAAAAUAUAGGUAGAAAUUAUUACUCAUUUUUAGCAAGGUAUUUAACUCAUUUUUAGUUCUGAAUCUAAAAAUUCAAAACAUUAUUAUCACCAAUAUUCAACUAUUGUUUUAAAAAAUAAACAUAGAUCACUGGUACCUUAAAAUGGGUUGUUAGGGUUGUUCCCUUGGGAUUAGUAGUGUUAACUUGAGGCUGGCAGUGGUUUACUUGCUUGGGGUUGGUAGUAUUGUUGUCAGUGUUUACUUGAUGUUGGUAGUGUUUACUAGAGGGGUUGUUCAUUCGGGGUUGUUCACUUAGGGUUAAAUGGGUUGUGAGAGUGUUCACUUGGGGUUGGCAAUUGGUAUGGAAGGAGUAAGUUGGAAGUGGGAGAUGGUCCAUUGGAAUGAAAUAAAUGGUCCUUGGGAAUGAAAUAAAUGGUCCUUGGGAAUGAAAUAAAUGGUCUAUUGGAAUGUGUGAGUUGGUCUAAUGGAAUGUGUGAGUUGAUCUAUUGGAAUGUGUGAGUUGAUCUAUUGGAAUGAAAAAAAUGUUUCAUUUGAAUGUGUGAGUUGGUCUAUUGGGAUAUAAAAGUUGCUUCAAGAUUAUUGGAAAUCGUCAACACAUUUCACUCUGAAUUGUAAACUACUUUCACUGGGCUCAUAGUGAAUUUGAGGAAUUCAAACUUCUUUGAUCUUUGAUUCUCUGCCUUUAUUGCUGGCUGCAUGCAGAUCUAGCUCUUAUUGAUGGUCUGGUAUUUCUGCACAUAAAAACAUAUCAGUCCUGUAUGUGGUGUGCUACUAAAAAUUUGAAUAAACUUGUUCAUAUUCCUCGAUAUUUUUAGGCUCUUGUCCAGUCUAUUCUCUAAUCAAAGCAUAACACUGGUUAUCUAUAGAUAAUAAUUUUCUCAAUAUUUAAUUUUAAUGCUUUUAAUCAAGUCUGAAUUAAUUAUGUCAGUAACGUUCACACUUAUCUGACCUAUUAGAUUUAUUUGUUUUGUAAAAGUCAUCAAUCAACCUUUGACCCCAUUUUUUUGAGUGGAUAUCAAAUGAACCCCAUAAUCUAUUGAAGAGGCACAGAAUAAAAUUAAAAAUUUUCUUGUUUCAGAUGAUAAAAAAGCUCUAGAUAUUGGAGAAGGUUUGCUAAAACAUCAAGUUAUAAAGCCCCACAAAGCCCAGGGAGCCACUACAUUCAACCCCACACUCCUUUAUAUUCUAGUAGAGGAUGAUGAAAGUGACGCUCUUAAUGCUGGGAAUGUUUCAGAAGAUGUCCAGACAACGACAGGUAAACAAUGACUUAGGAUGAUACAAGAGAAUCACUUAAUCCUGAUGGUGUCCACAUUUCAUGGUAGAAUAACAAUGUGUCCUGAAAUAAGCUGUGUUGGCUCAAAUAUUGGAGUUGUCGUCAGCAUGUGGUUAUUUAAAUAGAUUUCAUUAGAAAAUAACUUAUUUUUUUACUAUUGUACAAACAAAGCAUAAUUGUCUGCAGCACACUAAAUAUUUUCAUAGUAGAUGACUGUACAAAGAAACAUAACUGACUCUUAAAAUGUACACACCUUUUAUACUUAAGCUUUGAAGACCCCAACCAAUGAACACUCAGUGGACAUGCUUUGCUGGAAUCACUCAGUGAACAUGCUUUGCUGAAUUCACUCAGUGGAAAUGUUUUGCUGAAUUCACUCAGUGGACAUGCUUGGCUGAAUUCACUCAGUGGACAUGCUUUGCUGAAUUCACUCAGUGGACAUGCUUUGCUGAAUUCACUCAGUGGACAUGCUUGGCUGAAUUCCCUCAGUGGACAUGCUUGGCUGAAUUCACUCAGUGGACAUGCUUCGCUGGAUUCACUCAGUGGACAUGUUUGGCUGAAUUGACUCAGUGGACAUGCUUCGAUUGAUUCACUCAGUGGACAUGCUAGGCUGAAUUCACUCAGUGGACAUGCUUUGGUGAAUUCACUCAGUGGACAUGCUUUACUGAAUUCACUCAGUGGACAUGCUUUGCUGAAUUCACUUAGUGGACAUGCUUGGCUGAAUUAACUCAGGGGACAUGCUUGGCUGAAUUCACCUCAUGAUUUCAGGAAAAAUUCACUCCCAUCACAACACAAAAUACAAGCCAUAAGACGGCUAAACAACAGCAAAGUCUCUGUCAGAUGAACUAAAUAAAUACUUAUAGAAAACUAACUAGCAUGUUUUACGAAACUGCAUGUAAGCUAAAUAACACCCAAAGACACACACAUCAUUGCUAAUAUAUCAGAAACAAAUUGAACAAAAAUGAAUUUGAAGUUAUAGGUGAAUGAGUUCAGUCUUCUAAAAAUAAAAUCUGACUCCCUCACUUUGGACUAUUUCAGCCUUGUGACAAACAUACUCCAACAUUAAAACACUACAUACAAUCAUAUUCUGAAUUUUCUUUAAAAUUCUUUGUCUAAGUUUGCAGUAAAAUUUGAUAACCAAGAAAGGCUAACUUACGAUAUAAGAUGAAGUUGAGUACAACAAAGGUUGGUCUUACAUUUCAGCUAAUCAAGUCAGUGAGCAGAUGAGGAAGUCGAUUCUCAAACUGUAUGGACGCUUUUUAUCCGAGGAUGGAAGGGUGAGUGUGGCAGGUGGUGGUGGGCAACCCAAAAGAGUGCCCCCCAGUGAGCUUCAAUGUUGCCCCUAAAUUACCCCCGCAGUUUGUUUGCCCACAAUUUACCCUUUGGUCAGUGUUAGGACCUUUUCUAUCCACACUUGAGAGCAACAACACAGUCACACUUGGUCCACACUUAAGUACAACACAGCAACAAAUGUUCCACACUUAAGAGCAACAACAACAUUAUGGAUCUUUACCAUAACAGAUCUUUAUUGACAUUAUCCUAUCACAACAUGUGGUCGUUCACAAAAAGUUCUCUAUCAACAUCUCACUGCACCUGACACUUAUAUUAAGACCACUCUUGCCUCACUGACUGAUGAGGACUUGCCUCUUUCCUCACUGCAACAAUAACUCAACAUAAUGACGAAACUGAACUCCCUGAAAUGACCUUGCAUAACUUGACCAAUCACAGCUCGCUCUCACCAACUCAUACAUACACAAACAAAAACAGUCAGCCCCACUUUUUGCCCCAUAUUUGCCCUACCAUUUGCCCCACUAUUUGCCCUGUUGUUUGCCUCCAUUGCUCUGCUGUUUGCCCUAUGGUUCACCCCAAAAUCGCCCUGCUGUUUGCCCCACAGUUUCCCUGCUGUUGCCUCACAGUUGCCCUGCUGCCUUGCCCCCUGUUUGCCCCACAAUUGCCGUGCUGUUGCCCCACAGUUGGCUUGCCAUUUGUUCCACAAUUUGCCUUGGGUCAGCCUUACUGUUUGCUCCACAGUUGCCCUGCUGUUUUCUCCACAGUUGCCCUGCUGUUUGCCCCACAGUUGCCCUGCUUUUUGCCCCACAGUUGCCCUACUGCCUUGCCCUGCUGUUUGCCUCACAAUUGCCCUGCUGUUUGCCCCUCAGUUACCCUGCCAUUUGCCCCACAGUUGCCCUGCUAUUUGUCCCACAAUUUGCCUUGGGUCAGCCUGUUUGCCCCACAGUUGCCCUGCUGUUUGCCCCACAGUUGCCCUGCUGUUUGCCCAACCUUAUGUCUUAUGGUUUGCCCCACUGUUUGCCCUAGUUAGUCCCACUAUUCCCCUCUCCCCCAUUAAACCUGUUUUCCCUGAAUGGUCUCAAACCUUUAGUAAAUUGUGUGUGUGGUUCGUUAUCAUAAGGGUUCUCUUUUUCAUAUAAAUCAUUUUGGUCCCUGAGACAUAUUUAUUUAAUUGUACUACUGCUGUCUUUUUCUGAGGUUAUUAUUGUCUAACAUACUAAAAUGUUCCAUUUGGGUUUAACAUUUUACAGUAAUCUUUAGAUAUUUAUAUGUGUGUUUCAGUCAGUUGACUAUGAAGGAAUGAAAAAGAGCGAAGAUUUCAAAGCAUACGUGAACCUGACCAAAGUACUGAAAAUAGUGGAUAUUCAAACAAGUUCAAGAGAGGAAAAGCUGGCUUUCUUCAUCAACGUUUACAACGCUUUGGUGAUCCAUGCCAAUAUUGUUAGGGGACCCCCAAACAAUAUGUGGAAACGUUAUAAAGUAGGUCUUAUCAUUAAGACAGGUGUUUCCCCAAUCUGGGCAUCCCACCCUUUGGAUUGGUCAUCGUCAUUUGUGUUAAGAUAAGAUAACAUAAGAUAGAUUCUUGUAUUUGUCCUAGUAAAUGGAAAUAUUUGUUUGAUUACAUUGUACUGUGCAUAUUCAUUUUCAGAACAUAGAUAGAUAUUUGUACCAAGACAAGAUUUUAAACCACAACAAUUUAAACACAGAAAAUCUAUAGUAUUUUUUAAGUACAAAAAAACGAUGGACAUAUACCAUUAAACUUGACUCUCUUAAUGACAAUGUUGACUUCAAGAGUGAUUCUUUAGAUUUUAUAGCUGCCUUCGGAGAAGAAUGCUGUACAAUGCUGAUAGACUGGGGGAGCAUGCUGUACAAUUUUGACAGGCUGGAGGGAGCAUGUUGUACAAUGCUGACAGACUGGGGGGAGCAUGCUGUACAAUUUUGACAGGCUGGGGGAGCAUUCUGUUCAAUUCUGACAGGCUUGGGAGAGCAUGAGCAUGAUGUACAAUGAUGACAGACUGGGGGGAGCAUGCAGUACAAUAGUGACAGGCUUGGGAGAGCAUGAGCAUGAUGUACAAUGAUGACAGAUUGGGGGGAGCAUGCUGUACAAUUUUGACAGACUGGAGUAUGCUGUGCAAUUCUGAUCGACUGGGUGAGCAUGCUUGACAUUUCUGACAGGGGGGUGGGAGGGGGGUUGCAUGCUGGAUAAUUCUGACAGACUGGGGAAUAAGUUAAUGUUUUUAUCUUUCAGUGCUAGCUGCUUAUGGUACAAUCAGCAAAGCAAGUAGGCUUGUAAAGCAUUUGCCAUCUUUUAUGUUAAAGAUCAGUUCAUUAGUGGUGUGCUGUAGUUUAUUUGAUGUUCAUAUGUGGAGUGUUGUAGUUUGUUUGAUGUUCAUGAGUGGUGUGCUUUAGUUUAUUUGAUGUUCAUGAGUGGUGUGCUUUAGUUUAUUUGAUGUUCAUUUUUUUUACCAACAUCAAAUACUGGGACAAUAGGUUUAUUAUUUUCUCCAGAACACCAAAUACUGAGGCUAUAGUAAAGACAUUAUUUUAAAGAACACCAAACACCAGUACAAUAAAUUUUGGUUUUUUAUAUUUUUUUUACCAACAUCAAAUACUGGGCCAAUAGGUUUAUUAUUUUCUCCAGAACACCAAAUACUGAGGCUAUAGGUUCAAUAUUAUUUUCCAGAACACCAAAUACUGUGAUAAUAGGUUUAUUAUUAUUUUCCAUAAUACCAAAUACUUGGACAAUAGGUUUCUUAUUAUUUUCCAGAACACCAAAUACAUGUACAACAGAUUUGUGCUAUGCUAAACUUUCUUUGCUUAAUUGAAGUGUAUCUACACUGUAAAUUUGGAAAAAUACACACAUAUAACAGGUUUUUGAACUUUUUAUUUUGUAUGUUGAUCUCUUUUAAAACAAUGGGAAAUCUUGAAAACUUGUUGAUGCAACAAACAGCCAACUAAAAAAAAUGCUAAAGUUUGGCACUUUGCACAGAGCAAAAUGAAUUUUCAUAAACUAUUUAUCACUUCUUUUGCCAAAGCAAAUUAGAAGAUAGAGCUUACAGCUAGUUUUUAAAUAUAUUAUCGGAGGACAUAUUUCAUUGAGGCUAUUGCAGUUGUUGUCGCCAUAUUGAAAAGGGGGCCAAUUAGUAUGAUUUUAAGCACAAAUUUGAACACAAAUAUACCUAAUUGAUAGUUUGGUAAAAUUUCAAGUUUAAGCUACAGAACAACCUUUAAAGUUACAACCACAAAAACAAAAUCCUAAGUACGUCUACCAGUGAUGUCUGUUGAAUGUCACUAAGUUAAAAAACAGCCAACCCUCGUGUUCAGAUAGAUUAAAAAAAAAAAAUCACACAAUCUAAUUGGGUUGUCUUGUUUAUCUUAAUAUGGGACAAUGUAAUUAGUUGGCUUGAUGAGUGGAAACUCUGUGAAACACAUAAUAGUUUAUCACUUAAACAAAAAAUGAGUUCUACAUUUCUAUUAUAUUUGUUUCAGUUUUUCAACAACACCAAGUACAUUAUAAGUGGGAAGACAUUUUCUUUACAAGAUAUAGAAAAUGGAGUCCUACGAGCCAACAGGAAAGGUGUAGGUAAGAAACAUUUCUCGCGAAUGGGUGUGUUAGGUAAGAAACAUUUUAUCACAUAUUGGGUGGUCGAGCGGUCUAAACUGUCUCAAACAAAAUAGCUGGUUGUCUGGAGUUCACACCUCACCAAAGCCAACCUGCCAAGCACCCCGGGUGAAUGGGACUCAUUAGCCUUGGACGGCAACCCAUCUAAGAGAAGGCAAACUCUGAAUUUAAACCAGGAGCCAGAAUGAUCAACAAAUCGAUCAGAAUGAUGGUGAAUUAAAGGAUCGUGUAUAGAAGGAUGGUGAAUUAAAGGAUGGUGAAUUAAAGGAUGGUGUAUAGAAGGAUGGUGAAUUAAAGGAUGGUGAAUUAAAGGAUGGUGUUUAGAAGGAUGGUGAAUUAAAGGAUGGUGUAUAGAAGGAUGGUGAAUUAAAGGAUCGUGUGUAAAAGGAUGGUGAAUUAAAGGAUGGUGUGUAGAAGGAUGGUGAAUUAAAGGAUGGUGUGUAAAAGGAUGGUGAAUUAAAGGAUGGUGUGUAGAAGGAUGGUAAAUUAAAGGAUGGUGUAUAGAAGGGUGGUGAAUUAAAGGAUGGUGUGUAGAAGGAUGGUGAAUUAAAGGAUGGUGAAUUAAAGGAUGGUGUAUAGAAGGAUGGUGAAUUAAAGGAUGGUGUAUAGAAGGAUGGUGAAUUAAAGGAUGGUGUAUAGAAGGAUGGUGAAUUAAAGGAUGGUGUAUAGAAGGAUGGUGAAUUAAAGGAUGGUGUUUAGAACGAUGGUGAAUUAAAGGAUGGUGUGUAGAAGGAUGGUGAAUUAAAGGAUGGUGUGUAGAAGGAUGGUCAAUUAAAGGAUGGUAUGUAGAAGGAUGGUGACGAUCAAUGAAAAAAUCCAAUCUUAUUUCAGGCCAGUUUCUGCUUCCAUUUGGCAAAGAUGAUCCCAGGCUGACAAUGGCGCUCGACAGACAUGAGCCACUUAUUCAUUUUGCUUUGGUCUGUGGAGCCAAGAGUUGUCCCCCAAUCAAAAUGUAUACAGCACAAGUAAGCAUAGAUUUAUUUUAUUGUUGUAUAUACCCUCGGUAUAUACCCUAGGUUGAUCAGUUAUUGUAUAUAGCACAGGUUGAUCUUAUUGUUGUAUGUAUUAUGUACAGUUGCAUAUGUUGAUCCUAUUGUUUUAUGUAGCUUAGUUUGAUCCUAUUGUUGUAUGUAGCUUAGGUUGAUCCUAUUGUUGUAUAUAGCUUAUGUUGAUCCUAUUGUUGUAUGUAGCUUAGGUUGAUCCUGUUGUUUCAUGUAGCUUAGGUUGAUCCUAUUGUUGUAUGUAGCUUAGGUUGAUCGUAUUGUUGUAUGUAGCUUAGGUUGAUCCUAUUGUUGUAUGUAGCUUAGGUUGAUCCUAUUGUUUUAUAUAGCUUAGUUUGAUCCUAUUGUUUCAUGUAGCUUAGGUUGAUCCUAUUGUUGGAUGUAGCUUAGGUUGAUCCUAUUGUUUUAUAUAGCUUAGUUUGAUCCUAUUGUUUCAUGUAGCUUAGGUUGAUCCUAUUGUUGUAUGUAGCUUAGGUUGAUCCUAUUGGUUUAUAUAGCUUUAGGUUGAUCCUAUUGUUGUAUGUAGCUUAGGUUGAUCCUAUUGUUUUAAGUAGCUUAGGUUGAUCCUAUUGUUUUAUAUAGGUUAGGUUGAUCCCAUUGUUUUAUAUAGGUUAGGUUGAUCCUAUUUUUGUAUGUCGCUAAGGUUGAUCCUAUUGUUGUAUAUACCUUAGGUUGUUCCCAUUGUUUUAUAUAGCUUAGGUUGAUCCUAUUGUUGUAUGUAGCUUAGGUUGAUCCUAUUGUUGUAUGUAGCUUAGGUUGAUCCUAUUGUUGUAUAUAGCUUAGUUUGAUCCAAUUGCUAUAUGCUAUUAUAAUUAUUAUUAUUCCUUUACACAAGAAGAUGACCAAGGCAAUUUUCGACUUGAGUAGUUGUUCUUGACUUUCUUGUGUUUAAUGUGAAUGAGAGUUGCUCAAUUCAUCAGCCUUACUCUCUGGUUCUUGCCUGUUUGAUCCAAGGGUCAAACUGAGUGAAGAGGACUUGGAAUAGAUGCAGUAGAUGACCAAUAAUGCGUUUUCUUGUGUGUUUCACUGUGCGCUUUAUGUGUUCAGUGUUAUAUUCUCAAGCGUGGCCUCAUGUUCAUUGUUUCAUACUGCCCAUGGGACUCCAUCUCCAGGUUUGAUUUUAGAGUUUGCCUUCUCUUAGAUGAGUAGCCUUUCAAGGUUAACAGGUCUCAUCCACUUAUUAUGUUAUGUUGGAUUUUCUCUCUGCCUUUUUGCAUUCCCUCUCUGUCUUGUUGGAUUAGGACCAAAUCUUGUUGGAUUUCCUCUCUGUCUUGUAGAAUUUCCUCUCUGUCUUGUUGGAUUUCCUCUCUGUCUUGUUGGAUGUCUUCUAUGUCUUGUUGGAUUUCCUCUGUGUCUUGUUGGAUUUCCUCUUUGUCUUGUUGGAUUUCCUCUCUGUCUUGUUGGAUUAUUUUAUUUUUGUUAGAUUGUUUAUAUUUGUUCAUACUUCUGUUCACCUGGAUGGAGUCGGCACCUGUAAUACUUUGAAAUCUUGUAUUUGCCUAUAAUUAUUUUUUUAAUAAUUGUUAAUAUUAAUUCUAACCAGCUAAAGUUUGUGAUGAAAUAUUGAAGCAAUCACAAUGGCAUCAAAUGACUUGUACAUUUUUAACUUAACUUACAGAAUAUAUACAAGGAGCUUCAGAUGGCCGUCCGUGCAUUUUUAGAUGGUGAUGAUGGGUGUGAAGUAGAUGUCAAAUCUCACACAAUUCACCUGUCAUCUAUUUUUAAGUGGUACCGGGAAGAUUUUGGCAAAAACAAGGAAGAGGUAAGGAUGUCAAGCUAGAGAUGAUUAGAUGUGAAGCUAGUGAUGUUUAGAUGUGAAGCUAGAGAUGUUAAGAUGUGAAGCUAGAGAUGUUUAGAUGUGAAGCUAGAGAUGUUUAGAUGUGAACCUAGAGAUGAUUAGAUGUGAAGCUAGAGAUGUUUAGAUGUGAAGCUAGAGAUGUUAAGAUGUGAAGCUAGAGAUGUUAAGAUGUGAAGCUAGAGAUGUUUAGAUGUGAACCUAGAGAUGAUUAGAUGUGAAGCUAGAGAUGUUUAGAUGUGAAGCUAGAGAUGUUAAGAUGUGAAGCUAGAGAUGUUAAGAUGUGAAGCUAGAGAUGUUUAGAUGUGAAGCUAGAGAUGUUUAGAUGUGAAGCUAGAGAUGUUUAGAUGUGAAGCUAGAGAUGUUUAGAUGUGAAGCUAGAGAUGUUUAAAUGUCAAGCUAGAGAUGUUUAGAUGUGAAGCUAGAAAUGUUUAAAUGUCAAGCUAGAGAUGUUGAGAUGUGAAGCUAGAGAUGUUUAGAUGUGAAGCUAGAGAUGUUUAAAUGUCAAGCUAGAGAUGUUUAGAUGUGAAGCUAGAGAUGUUUAGAUGUAAAGCUAGAGAGGUUUAGAUGUGAAGCUAGAGAUUUAGAUAUCAAGCUAGAGAUGUUUAGGUGUCAAGUUAGAGAUUUUUACAUCUUAAAAAUAAACAAAUCAAAUACUUUUUCCCCUGGAGAUAUGAACCAAUUAAAAGCACUUCUAUAUUAAUUUAAAAAUUGCAGUGAAAAGUUAACAAUAUUCUAAUGAACAGUUAACAAUGUUGUAAUGAACAGUUAACAAUGUAUUUACAAUGAACAGUUAAUAUUGUUGUUUCAAUAAACCGUUAGCAUUGUUGUUACCAUACGAUUAACAGUUAACAAUGUUGUAAUGAACAGUCCACAUUGUGUUGUUACAAUGAACAUUUAACAUCGUUGCUCUAUUAUGAAAUAUAAGGAACAGUUAACAUUGUUGUUACUUUUUUAAUUGGAAUUUUGAACAUAUUUUUUAGUGCUCCUACAUGUUUUAAUUUUCCAUAUUGAGAUUUGUUUUAAAGUGCAUUAGAAUUUACUCCGAUGUGAAUUAGGUUAAAUAAGUAGUGAGCAAUAAACAUUUUCGAUCUUUCAUUGCUAAAUUUUAUUGCUAAUCAUGUAUUUAAUAUUUCUAUCUUCAGUUGGUAGAAUUUGUGGCUAGUCAUAUGGCAGAAGGACAAAAGCUGAAAGAUCUCAAAGCUGUCAUGGAAACUAAGAAUUUCAAAAUAUCUUUCCUCAAAUAUGAUUGGUCACUCAACUCCAAGGCUUAAGAUAAAAUAUGUCACUCAAUGCAAAGCUUGGAAUUUGAUUUGUCACUCAACUCAAACAUCUAUCUGACCCACAAAUCAUUGGGCGUUAAAGCUUGAAUGAAGCUGAAAUUUUCGGAUUUUUUUCCUUAAAACUAACAUUUUAGGUUUCAAAUGUUAACUUUAGGACUUAGAUGUUAACUUUUAGGACUCAGAUGUUAACGUAUAGGACUCGGAUGUAACUUGUAGGACUCAGAUGUCGCCAUGCUAAACAAAUUAUUCUAAUUAAUUUGAAUUAUUUUGUCAUGAAAGUGAUUUUUGUAUUCAUCACUCAUGGUACUGUAGCGAUAAUUACGAUAGAGGAGCUAGCACUAGCACUAGUAGCAGUUUAUGAUCUAAUAGAGGAAGUAGUGGAAAUAAAGUACUGAUGAAUUUUAUAGGCAUUAUAGAAAGAAAUAUGUAGGUCAUCAAUUUUUAAAUUUCAAUAAAACCAAUUAGCUUUAUGUUUAUCUAAACUGACAGACUAAAGUUUUUUGUGUCUGAUAAACAUAUUAUUAUUUAGAUGCUAAAAAGGAAACAGCAUUCAGUAGCACAGUCAUAUUAUUUCACUUAGCUAACAGAAUUCCAACAUUCAUACCAUAUUAUUCCUUGUCCAAUUACCUUAUGAUUCUUUGUCCAAUUUACCAUAUUAAUCCUUGUCCAAUUUACCAUAUAAUUCCUUGUACAAAUUACCAUAUGAUUCCUUUUCCAACUAACCAUUUUAUUCUUUGUCCAAUUUGCCACAUCAUUCCUUUUCCAAUUUACUAUAUAAUUCCUUAUCCAAUUUAACAUAUGAUUCUUUGUCCGAUUUAUCAUAUGAUUCCUUAUCUAAUUUACCAUAUGAUUCCUUGUCCAAUUUACCAUAUUAUUCCUUGUCCAAUUUACCGUAUGAUUCUUUGUCGUCCAAUUUACCAUAAGAUUCAUAGGGCAAUCUACUCUUAGAAUACUUUCAUGGGUCUCUGGUUUCAUUUUCUAUUAGCUUGAGGUAUUUUAGUGAUUCAAAUCAAAGUUACUUAAACAGAGUUGACACAACAGCACGCUUGCAUUUGACAGUUUGUGGGUUAAGAUAUGCCUGUUCACUAAACUUUCUGGUCUGCCAUAUGGAUGGUCAAUCAGCUUAAAGGUCUGUGAUAAGAAUGUUCAAUUAGAUUGAUGGUCUGUGAUAUAAUUGUGUCUUCUCCCAUGACUUUACACACUUGCUGUGGAUAUCAUAAUGAAAAUAACAAUGGCCACCACAUCAGUACCAACUAAUGGAAUGGUCGGCAUCACAUGACAGACCUGGAUCUGGACAAUGAACUUAUAGAUGAAAAGCCAGACAUGCAGAAAUGAUAGAUAAAAAUAUGUUUUGGUAAAAUGAAAAUCUCCAAAGAAGCUAUUUAGAAUCUCAAAAGAAGCUAUUUAGAAUCUCCAAAGAUGCUAUUGAGAAUUUCAAAGAUGAUAUUUACAAUAUCUAGCAAGUGAUAUUUUCUCUUCUUUGAAAAGUUUGAGUUUAUAUUUUUAAAGAGCUAUGCUUUCAAAGGGACACAAUGUAGUAAAAAGGACUAUUCAGGUAUCUUAAUAUUUCUUAUUUCCCCUGAUAAGGCUUUGUUUAUGACCAAGGCUUUGUUACCUGACAAUGCUAUGUCCCUCAGACAAUGCUGUGUGCCCUGACUAUGCCAUGUUCAUUGACAGCUUUACGUUACCUGACGAUUUUUUUUAUUAAUUCUUGUAUUCAUCAAGUUCAAAUGUCUAUUCUGUCUUAGCCAAACCCAAACAGCACAACUUACAUUUCCGGUAACAUUUACGGACCUGCGUAUCUAAUCCCAUCUACUGUGUGGGUUAUCCAACACCAUCCAUUGAGUAGGUUAUCAACUCAUUAAUUGAGUUUUGAGGGUAUUAUAUUCCAGGAUGAAGUAUUAAGAGCAUAUUUAAAAUAUCAACAAAACAAAGGAUUAUUUUUUGUCAUAUGCUAAAUGACCAAAUCAACAUUACACACUUAUGUUGUACGAACAUUAGAAACUGCUAAUGCUGCAUCCACAUUUAAACAUUUCUAAUGCUGUACAAUAAUCUCUACAACCACCUUACUUGCAUACAUUUUCAAUAAAAUAAUCUCUACAACCGCUUUAUUUGCAU